Molecule: messenger RNA, 1491 nt
Organism: Trichoplusia ni (cabbage looper)
Lineage: Eukaryota; Metazoa; Arthropoda; Insecta; Lepidoptera; Noctuidae
Product: ommochrome-binding protein-like
Exons: 2
Coding region: 617-1459 (280 amino acids)
Molecular function (GO): protein binding
Source: RefSeq, a predicted model, not a curated record
ACGUGGACGAAGUCGCGGGCAACAGGUAGGUUACGUAACUUCAUAAUUAUUCCAAUAAAACUUCACAGAUAUAGCGUCUAUGCCCCUUUUGUCGUGCUGUACCCUGCACUUUCAACCUAGUUACUGAUAAUAAUUUCUAAUUCCAUCGGCUAUGACCUCCGUGUCACAUUCCACGUUAACCUACUUCGAAAAGUUUUCAACUUUCAAGGAACGAUAAGAGGGUUGAUAUUUAUUACCAUGCAUGUUGAUUGUCGGGCAACUCAGCUAUACUCACACCCAUACCAAAACUAUUAUACCUACUUACAAUGAUUAUUUGCCAUAAAUGCUAGUAAAACUUAUGAAAAUGUCUGGCUUUUUCUUCAAGGAAAGGGAGACAGACUUUGUAACACACUUUUGAAAAUACGUAAAUUAUUUAAAAAGCGACAUUUAAUAAUAAUUUUAUUAAGGUUCUUAAGUAAGUCAUAAACAAAAAAUUAAAGACAAACGAGAAUCUCCACAGUUGCGUAAAACUUAAAAAUUAGCGUGAUCACAUAAACUUGGUAGUAUUUAUCAAGUUAUUUAUCAUUCGGCCACAGUGAGACGCGGUAAGUGCCGACAAUAACUCAUUAAGACCAAAAUGAAAGUUUUGUUAAUACUGUCUGGCCUCAUCUCGAUCAGAGCCGGGGUAAUAAAAGAAGAGCAAAAUGAUUGUCCCGGUGUCAAAAUCAAUGGAGUGUAUUAUGAACCGGAAACACUGCGACGAGAAUUGGACAGACCGUACAUCUUAGCAGUAGACUACAGCACCAACAACCUGUACUUCAGUUACAAUAUCAAAUCAGAUACUGAUGACUUCAGAUCCGCAAGACUCAACAUAAAUACUAAGGAGUUUAACAACAUAGAAGGCGUCGUCAAUGGGUUUGCUCAGACUGUGGACCAGAAAACACACGACAUCUACAUAGGUGGAAGUGACGGCAUAUACAAAUACGACUACGGUAACAACCAAGCAGAAAUAUUCGGAGCACCUGGUGAAAACAUAUGGAAUUUAUAUUUCAAAGACGUGUUGUACUAUUCAACGUUCCCCAACCAAUUCUUAUAUACACUAGAAGAUGGAGAAUCGAAAAGGUUCCCGGAUUUGGAAGACACGAAAGUUGAUCAUUUCGUUAUUGACAAUGAAAACGAUAUGUUCUACACAAAUACUACUGGAUUAUACUCUCAAAAGAAGGGAACGAAAGACGCUGUUCUGUAUGCAAACACUGCUGAAUUAAAGAGUAUGAGGAGUCUAACGACAGAUUUAAAUGGACAAGUCUUCGCUUGUCUCGAAGACGGUAUCUACGCUGUGAAGAAAUCAAGUAAAUCUUUGGAGAAGGUUGUUAGUAUUAACGACGGAUUCGGGCUGGCUUUCGACAACGAUAACAACAUCGUAUAUUCUGAUGCUACCAGUCUUGUAAGAUUCAAAAUUAACAGACAUAAAAAAUGUUAAUCACGUCUCAAAUUAAAUAUUUUUCUAACUGA